Messenger RNA from Ricinus communis (castor bean), 3069 nucleotides. RefSeq names its product probable serine/threonine-protein kinase WNK3. Gene Ontology annotation, cellular component: cytoplasm. Bases 536 to 2380 code for a protein of 614 amino acids. Gene Ontology annotation, molecular function: ATP binding; protein serine/threonine kinase activity. The transcript has 8 exons. The record is from RefSeq and is a predicted model, not a curated record. NCBI's taxonomy places the organism in Eukaryota, Viridiplantae, Streptophyta, Magnoliopsida, Malpighiales, Euphorbiaceae. Gene Ontology annotation, biological process: intracellular signal transduction; protein phosphorylation.
AAUGAUUGCAAAAGUAAGUUAUGAUUGUGAUUGUUGAAACAGAAAGGGAACGAGGUAAGAGGCAGUGGCAGAGGAGUUAUUGGAGAGACGAAAGGAAGAUUCUCUGAAUUCUUUCUUUCUUUAUUCAUAUGUAAAUCCAAACCAAAACUUUUACACUUAAAAUCACAAAACUCGAUUCGUUAUUUUUCUUUUUAUCUCUUUAAAGAAAGGGAAAAAAAGAAGAAGAAAGCAACAGAAAAAUAGUAACAGAACACUACUUUCUGAUUUGAAUCGAGCCAUCAUACUCAUGACCUCUUAAUAUUAAUCUCCUCCUCGCUUCGCUUCCUUUCGACGAUACAAAAGAUCAAAAAACUCUCUUUCCCACUUCUAUUCAUCUUUCUCUGUACUCUUCUUUUAUUUAUAUUUUUUCUUUUGUUGUGCUGUCGGGUAUCCGCCAACCAGUUUACUCUCGGCGGUUCGGUCCGGAUCCGCUCAAUCUAAUGUGGAAGUUAAAUCUGCAGAGAAACAUUUGAACGAAAAUCUAUCUCUGUUUAGGAUGGCGCAGGAAUUACAGUCUGAGCAAGACCCCGACGAUUCUGACACUGAAUUCGUCGAGAUUGAUCCUACUGGUCGCUAUGGUCGGUAUAAAGAGGUUUUAGGUAGAGGUGCUUUCAAAAAAGUAUACAGAGCAUUUGAUGAGCUGGAAGGAAUUGAAGUUGCUUGGAAUCAGGUUAAAGUGGCAGAAUUAGUGCGUAAUUUUGAUGAUUUGGAACGUCUAUAUUCAGAAGUUCAUUUGCUUAAGACUUUGAAACACAAAAAUAUUAUCAAAUUUUAUAAUUCAUGGGUGGAUACCAAAAAUGAGAACAUCAACUUCAUCACUGAGAUUUUCACUUCUGGCACAUUGCGGCAGUACCGGAGGAAACAUAAGCAUGUUGACUUGAGAGCAUUGAAGAAAUGGUCCAGGCAGAUAUUGGAAGGCCUUUCCUAUCUUCAUAGUCAUGAUCCACCAGUUAUUCACAGAGAUUUAAAAUGUGAUAACAUCUUUGUUAAUGGAAAUCAAGGUGAGGUAAAAAUUGGUGACUUGGGUUUGGCUGCCAUUCUUCAGCAGGCGCGUUCAGCUCAUAGUGUCAUUGGCACACCAGAGUUUAUGGCACCAGAGCUUUAUGAAGAGGAAUACAAUGAGCUUGUUGACAUUUAUGCCUUUGGCAUGUGCUUGCUGGAGUUGGUGACUUUUGAUUACCCAUAUGCUGAAUGUAUUAAUGCUGCUCAAAUAUUCAAGAAAGUUACAUCAGGAAUAAAGCCUGCAUCAUUGGCGAAGGUGACAGAUCCUUCUGUUAAAGCAUUUAUAGAAAAAUGUAUUGCAAGAGUCUCUGAUCGAUUGUCUGCAAAGGAACUUUUAAUGGAUCCUUUUCUCCGACCUGAUGAGGAAAAUGAAAUUAUAGGUCACUCUUUACGACAGAAAUCACAUCAUCCAGGUGGUAGUCCUGAUCAGACCAUUUCUGGUAAAGGUGCCGGUGAUCCUUCACUUGAGAAAAGUAGGGACUUCACUGUACAAGGGCAGAUGAAAGAUGUUAACACAAUAUUUCUGAAACUAAGAAUAGCUGAUUCCACAGGUCAUAUCCGCAAUAUCCACUUCCCCUUUGAUAUUGAGGUAGAUACAGCAAUAGCUGUUGCUAGUGAAAUGGUGGAGGAGUUAGACCUAACCGAUCAAGAUGUUUCUACAAUUGCUGCAAUCAUCGACUCAGAAAUUCAGUCACAUAUUCCAGACUGGACACCCAGAAAACUUUCUUCAGAUAAUAUGUGCCCAGAGGUUAUGGACUCUGAAACUGCUUCUGAAAUUAAGGAUGAUUCACCCUUGACAAAUGAAUCAACUCAUUCUUCAGGUAGUCUUGCACUGGAAAGAUUGCCUUCAGGUCGGAAGUACUGGUCCUCGCCCAAGGCAGUUGGUGGAAGCUCUCCAAGCAAGCUUGGACACUCAAACUCCUCGUCUUAUGAGCCUUCUCUCAGUAGUCACCAGGCUGGCAAUGGUCCAAACGUUUCUUGUUCACUUGAGCAGUUUGAGGCUGAGAAUCUAAGUCAAAAUAGCAGGGAAGACGAAGAAGCUAGUUGGCCUGUAGGUUCACAAUCUCGUGAUAGAAAUAGUGCCUCUGUGGAUCAAGGUUUGGAAACUGGAGAACAAGCGAGUGACAGCAGUAAGAUUUCAAUGGAUGUCGAGCCAGAUGUAAAUAUACUUGUUCAAAAGCUUGAAAAUCUGUUAGUAAAGCAGCAAAAGGAACUAGAUGACCUAAAAAGAAGACAUGAAGAAGCCAUAUCAGACCUUCUGAAUGAAGUUUCUCCAGAAAUUAGCCGGCAGGUUUUGAGUUUUUGUAAGCUGAGCUUGCCUGAUUACAAAAUACCAUGAGGCAAUGCUAAGCUUAUACAUUUUAGAGAUAUGGACUCCCUUUAGUGAACUUGCCACCGCACCUCUUCAAUUGAGAUAGACGAUAACUAGAUGAUGUCAUUGUUUUUACCCAAAAGAUUAAACAAAUUGUGUUGCUUGAUGACAUCUUGGAGUGCUUAAAAGUCUCACUGACAGAAGAUCAUGGUGCUGGAUAUCUCUUGAGAGCGAAUGAAUAUGUCACAAGACGAUGCCAAAUUUUGAGGUAGUAUAUUGUUGCUGUGACAUUAAGAUUUGAGAUUCAAGAAACAAUGGAGUGAAAUCAGCUCAAAGAUAUCUGAUCAGUUCAUGAUGAGCCAAGAACAGGUGACUCUGCAAAAUAGUUAGCUUAUAUUAAUCACAUAAUGUGCUGGGGCCGCUGAGCUGUGCUUGUGUAGUACUUGUUUGCAUAAGCCAUUAUCGGGCCAUCCAUGCAAUACAGAGUCAAAAUUUUGUGGAGUGUAUACAUGUACAUAUGCUUUGCGAAACUUUGUUUCAGUUACACGUACAGUCCGUCUUGUUGGUUCUUGUUAGUUAAUAUUUUUCAUCACUUGGCUUCCUGCUGAAGAACAACUGCUUAUGUGGUUGGCUUUACGUAUUGGUUUAUCUGGUUCAUGCUAUUUGUUGAUUGUAAUGCAUGCAAUACUAAGCCGCUUGUACUCUGUUCAGUAUGA